CUAGCCCGGAAAGGGCUGCUCCGCACCCUGCGCCUCCGCCAGAGAUUCCCGGGCCUCGUCCUCAGUCCUCUGGCUACCGAGCACAUCUCCCCGGCUGACAGGCACGUCGUUGCCCAGAGCGGAAUCGCAGUCAUAGAUUGCUCAUGGGCCAAAUUAGAAGAAACUCCCUUUAAGAGAAUGAGAGGAAAUCACCUACGGCUGCUGCCUUACUUGGUGGCUGCAAAUCCUGUGAACUAUGGUCGGCCGUGCAAACUGUCCUGUGUGGAAGCUUUUGCUGCAGCCUUUUGCAUUGUCGGAUUCCCAGACCUAGCCACCAUUCUUCUAAGGAAAUUUAAGUGGGGUCAGGCAUUUAUUGACUUGAACAAAAAUCUCUUGGAAAGAUAUGCAGCCUGUCACUGCCAGGAAGAAGUGCUCAGAGUUGAAAAGGAGUUUUUAGCCAGUGGCCAAGAAACAAAAGAGGAAGAAGUAGAUCCAUUUGAUGUUGACUCAGGGAAAGAAUUCUCUAAUCCCAACAGACCACUCAUUUCCUCAGGAGUAGCACAAAGUAAUGAAGAAUCUGAGGAGGACAGUGCGAGCACUCCGGAUGAUGCCACUGAAAGCAGUGAUGAGAGCAGCCCAGAAGAUCAUGGUACUGCAGUGGCUGCAAUAACUACAAAUAAACCAACUGCUUGA
Messenger RNA from Nestor notabilis (Kea), 672 nucleotides. It is a transcript of the gene TSR3, whose product is annotated as TSR3, 20S rRNA accumulation, homolog (S. cerevisiae). The record is from RefSeq and is a predicted model, not a curated record. Gene Ontology annotation, molecular function: rRNA small subunit aminocarboxypropyltransferase activity. Gene Ontology annotation, biological process: maturation of SSU-rRNA. The annotation marks the transcript as partial. Lineage: Eukaryota; Metazoa; Chordata; Aves; Psittaciformes; Psittacidae. The transcript has 5 exons.